AUGCAAUUUGAUCCAAGAACUGUCCACAAUUCCAACCUGAUUUCCACAGGCACUGUCGUGGACAUGGGAUCACUAGCACCAGACUCACGUGGGCGAUCUUACACCCUAGAUACCCUCAAUAUCAGCUCCAUUGAAAGCAGACGAGAACAUGGUCAUAAUGACGAAGAUCCCACCACCAACGUUGAAUCUGCUACCUGGCUCUUCAGCGACCUCUUGCAAAGCAUCUCUAUCCGCGAUAAGGACGAUAUCCACCUUCUUGUCUCCAAGAGCAACGAAUUGGUAUCGCUUUUGCGAGCAAAUCCAUCAUUGAAGCAUGAGAUCGUGAUUGAGAAUGUCAUCAGUAAGGUCCAGUUCAUGCUUUAUGACCAAAACUCCCAACUACGAUGUGCUGCUUAUAGAAUUCUUCGGCAUUCUACCGCUGGUCAGGAUGGCUUGCAAUGCUUAGUUCGGGUCAAGCUUCUUAUCUUUAUCAUUGUGACCUUCUCUACACCUUCUCCACUUCUCGAGAAAGAAGAGGCGUUGAAAAUGGUCCGUCACUUCAUGGAUAUCCCUGAUGGUGCCAACUACCUUUCUAUCGGUAUCAUUAAAGCAUUGGUUGCAUUGGUUGAGCAUGAGAACGAGGAGUCGCAAGAAUUGUCCGAGACAAUAUCAUCCGAGUUCCAUGUUCCUGCCCCAUUUUCCCGUUUAUGUAUUGAAACUAUCUGUGAGCUUGCAUCUUUCAAGCCAGACAUUGUUUUCCAUGGUGGUGGUCUACGACUCUUGAUUACAUUGAUCAUCAAUGCUUCCUCAGAUAUUGCUGCAUCAUGCAUUAUUGCUCUCCUAUCUCUUUUAGAUAGACCUAAUGCUAGACUCUUCUUGAGGAAUGGCUUUGAUUUGGACUCCUUGAUCUCAGUGUAUUCUCUUUUUGAGGACAACGACGAAGGCAAAACUCCUAGCUCCAAAAAGUACUAUAACCGAGCACUCAAGAUUUCAUUUCUCCUUUCCCUUUUUCUCAAGUCAUGGACGGGAAUCAUUUGCUUCUCGCAUAAUAAGUUUGAUGCUCUCAAGCUUCUAUUGUCUAACCUUCGAAAGAAGAAUAACAAGCUUCGAAGUAUGAUUUUGGAUUUACUCCUCGACAUUUUGCGCAUCAAGGCAUUGCCGUGGCUAGAGAACUCAUCUGUGGGAGAAGCCUUGUCUAAGUUCAUGAGCCAAAUUACUUGCUCUCCUGAGCACCAGAUGACGUACGAGUACUCUUCAAUUGAUUCUCAGAGUUUCGAGUUCUCUAUUGUUUCACAUUAUCAAGGUUUGCUAUCAAAAGUCUUAUUUAACUGUGACGUCAUGCCUUUACUAUUUGAUAUUAUCAAUGAGAACAGAGACGAGGAGAUCACCAUGAAAGCAACGUAUUUCUUAACGCAUGUUGUCAAUUUAUCAGUGAAUCUCCUACCACGAGACUUUUACAACACCCAUAUCAUUGACGCGUUGGUACGUCCAAUGACAUUGAACUCCAUCAGUAAGAUUGAGGUGGCUACCAAGUCACAACAAAUAAGUGAGCCAAUUGCUAAGAAAAGUGAGAUCAAAAACAUCGUAAAGGAUAUUACAAUCGAAUCCAGGCUAUACAUGGAUGAUGUAUCUUUCAAAACUCUAAUUGCAAACACGAAAGUAUUGGCUGUUAAAGAAUUUGAUGAAUGGAAUUGGACCUACAUCUCGCAGCUAUGUCAGGGCCCCUUGAGAAAUCCAAAGCGGUUCGCUGAGAUUCAAGAGAAGUAUCCUAAAUUCUUGAAGACCAUAUUAUCAUUCUUCAGGCCAUUCAAAUAUCGCUUCAGCAAUCUUCCACUUCACGCAUCUACUCGAUUUCCAAAGUUGAAAAAUCCAAAGAAGAUUAUUUUAAUUGGUUGUCAAAUUUUCGAGUCGCUCCUAAGUUUCGAAGAUGGUUACAAAUUUUUAGUGGCAAAUAAGAUUAUGCCCCAAAUCGCGGAGACUUUUGCUCAAGUUGAUCCAUUCAGUGGUAUUCAAUCGAAUGAUGCCAUUCUUUCUCGAAAACGGUUAGAAAAUACUCUUAGCAUCGGGUAUGUUAAGUUUAUUGGUGUAUUUUCUGGCUGCCAGAAUGGAAUCCGCAUUUUGGAACAAUGGCAGAUCUUCCAAAUCACCAACAAUAUUGUGGAGGCAAGCAAUUGGAACGAUGAUAAUAAUCAUUUGAUUUUCAACUUGUUCAAUAAUUUGGAUUUCACAAACGAUAGUCCUUUCACUAUUCUUUUGUCCAAAGCUUUGAAUGUGUCUAACUGGAAGGUCAAGGUGUUUCUAUUGGAUAACGUGCUCCCUAAAUUAUUGAAGAACGAAGAAACUGAGCGUCUUUGCAUUUCCAAUCUUGUUUCGUUGCUCUAUGAUGAAAUUGAUGUGGUUGUGGAGAUGGCAGUUGACAUGUUGCACAAUUUUUACAUUGUCAAGAACAAGCUCGAGAGGAUCGAUUUGCUCAUUGGCUACAAGCCUUCAAUUCGGAUACUUUCAGAUUAUGAAAGUGGGCGCGAGUUACUCUUGAACUUUUGUAAAACGUCAAUUGGCUUUCGUUUCCUUCAUAAAAGUGGAUUUAUUGAGUCCAGCUUUAAUAAAAGCAUAAAGGACCUUCAAGAAUUUGAGUACCUCAAUUCCAUUGAAACAUCUCUCAGGGUGCUAUUUUAUCCCUACUUUUCAAGAACUGCUGAUGUGAAGACAGGUCACAAGAACAACUUGCAUCAUUUUUUUAACUACUUGCUUUCCACUGAAGAAGGGUUCAAUUACUUCAAUAGCAGAAGAUCAUAUGUGGACGACGCAAUAUUUCGAAUUCAAGGAAUUUGUCGAAGAUUGGAUUUGCUAGAGAGCUACCAGGAAGGGCAUGAUCAUUCUGGUUUCAACGUUCUGGCUACUUUUGAUCCCGAAAUAUUUGAUGACCUGAUGGCUACUGAAGAGAGGACCAUGGUGAAGCUGCAAUAUUCUAGUGACACUUACCUUGGUAAUAGUCUUAAUAACCUGGACGAUAUCGCAGUAGAGUCACCAGGAGCACCGAUUCGAAUGUCCCUCGCCAUUCCGGAAUUUGAAACCACUGAUGAUGAAGAAGAGUUUUAUUUAAGAAAGUUGAAACAGUACUUGUGGGUUAUGGGUGAAAUUGCUUCAGCGAACUAUGGUAUUCAGAUUCUUGAUCCGAUUUAUAGCUCCAAUUUGCGAAGUGAGCAUAUUGUUGAAACUAUUUAUCAACUAUUUAUGAAGUCUGCUAAUUGGCAGCUUCGAGGAUUAGCAUUUUACCAACUUGGAAAAAUCGCCUCAACACUCGAAGGUGUUGAGAUGCUAGAUGAUUUGCAGUGGAUGUCCGUGGACUGCGUCAAUGGAUUCCAGUCACUUUCCCUUGCAUACCCAAAGGCAAUGCAAAAUGAUGACUUCUUCAAUGUUGAAAUCUUGAAUCCAUAUAAGGACGCGAGCUAUUUCACUCUUUUCGGAAACAGUGAAAUGAUUGCAGUGAAUGGCCAAUUGGAUUUAGAGGACGAGAUAGUCAUUGAAACCUAUGAGGAGCUCGAUUCCAAAGUAUUGGCUCUCAUCAACUAUUUGAGCUCGGUAUUGAGCAGAAUUGAAAGGAAGGCCAAGAAAGACUUGAACAGAAUCAAGGCUGAGAAACCACAGAUUUUCGGGAACUGCAAUCUUUUCUUGAAAGUCAUCAGGUUGAUCGACAAGGGUAAGUUCAGUUACAGAACUAGGAUAUUCAUUUUCCAUUUAUUCAACACCUCUAGGGUUUUGGAAAGUUUGACCAAGAGAGACCGCAAGAAUUCCAACAUCAGGAAAUAG
Sungouiella intermedia is the source of this 3789-nucleotide messenger RNA. NCBI's taxonomy places the organism in Eukaryota, Fungi, Ascomycota, Pichiomycetes, Serinales, Metschnikowiaceae. The record is from the annotation of a GenBank genome assembly.